Messenger RNA from Parasteatoda tepidariorum (common house spider), 326 nucleotides. Lineage: Eukaryota; Metazoa; Arthropoda; Arachnida; Araneae; Theridiidae. The record is from RefSeq and is a predicted model, not a curated record.
GUAUUUCUACAAUUUGGUUUCUUUUAAUUUUAGUGUUACAAAAAGUUCAACAAUGGUUCUACAAAAAGUUGGCCAUUGUGUUCUGUGCAAAUGACCAGUGUUAUGUUGGCUGCCAAAGAUAGUGAAACUUGCAUGCGACGUAAUAAUCUCAUCGCUAACUUGAAUGAAGUAAAAACUUGUGAUCCUCUUAGUGAUAAGAAUGUGGUGAAUACCUUGUUUCCAACUAAUAAAAGUGAAGAAAUACGAAAUGAUUCUGUCAUUAUUGUUGGAGCUCGUGUGAGUGCUUUUAGUUGUUUGGUAACCGUAAUAAAUUAGUUGAUUUUUGU